AUGUUGUUCUACUACUCCAUCGCCGUCCUUACCACGAGCCUCGGCGCCGCUUCAGCCCUAACAAGGCACGCUGUCUGCAGCGAAAGCCCAAAGCUCAUCUGCUACGGCGAAAACGACAACACCGUUGCCGAAGCCGGCGGCUCGCAGGGCCUUGACCCCGAGCACGUGCAGUACGUCGCCGCCUACCUACGCUGGCUCAGCGAGGCCAACGAGGGCGCCGCCAAGUUCUGGACCAUGGCCCGGGCCGACGACUGCACCGAGUGGACGCUCCCUGUGCCAAACGGCGGGACGGUUCUGGCACUAGCCAAGCACACCAGCCCCUGGCUCACGUCGUCGGUGCUGUACGAGGACAUGGCGACGGCGAUUGACGGCGGCAAGGAUGCGGGCGCGGGCGGCGACAAGACGCUGCUGAGAUGCGGCAAGCAGGGCGGUCAGGUGGGCGUGGCGGCCAACUUGAAGAAUUUAAUGUAUAAUACGGAAGAGUACAAGAAGAGCGGUGCAAAGCCAGAGGGCGUCUUGCUUAAGCUUGUCAAGGCUCCUCCGUCAAAGCGAUGGGCUAAGAGCCGAGGGGCUCUCUCUGAUGGUAGUUAUCAGGUUUGUGAAAUGAUUUAA
Beauveria bassiana ARSEF 2860 is the source of this 612-nucleotide messenger RNA. RefSeq lists its product as uncharacterized. The record is from RefSeq and is a predicted model, not a curated record. The coding region runs from base 1 to 612 and encodes 203 amino acids. The transcript has a single exon. Lineage: Eukaryota; Fungi; Ascomycota; Sordariomycetes; Hypocreales; Cordycipitaceae.